This is a messenger RNA of Erinaceus europaeus (western European hedgehog), 5434 nucleotides long. It is a transcript of the gene COL4A2, whose product is annotated as collagen type IV alpha 2 chain. The coding region runs from base 1 to 5001 and encodes 1666 amino acids. The record is from RefSeq and is a predicted model, not a curated record. Gene Ontology annotation, cellular component: collagen trimer; basement membrane. Gene Ontology annotation, molecular function: extracellular matrix structural constituent. Lineage: Eukaryota; Metazoa; Chordata; Mammalia; Eulipotyphla; Erinaceidae. The transcript is spliced from 46 exons.
AUGGGCCGAGUCGCACCGCCAAGGUGGCGGCUGCUGCUGGCAACCGUGACUCUGGCUCUCCUGGCCCCCGGCGCGCUGGCGGGCGUGAAGAAGCUGGACGCGCCGUGUGGCGGCAGAGACUGUAGCGGCGGCUGCCAGUGCUUCCCCGAGAAGGGGGGCCGGGGCCAGCCCGGGCCCGUGGGCCCCCAGGGUUACAGCGGCCCCCCCGGGCUGCAAGGAUUCCCAGGACUGCAGGGGCACAAAGGCAACAAGGGUGAGCGAGGCAUCCCGGGCUUCUUCGGACCCAAAGGAGAAGUGGGGGCCAGAGGCGUGUCAGGGUUCCCCGGAGCCGACGGAAUUCCUGGACACCCCGGACAAGGCGGCCCCCGAGGGAGGCCAGGCUACGACGGCUGCAAUGGCACACGAGGGGACGUGGGACAGAUGGGACCCUCAGGCCCCAGUGGGCCCCUGGGCUCUCCUGGACCCCAGGGACCUAAGGGACAGAAAGGGGAGCCCUACGCACUGUCUGAGAAGGAACGAGACAGAUACCGGGGGGAGCCUGGAGAGCCGGGGCUGGUCGGAUUCCAGGGGCCGCCCGGGCACCCCGGGCCCAUGGGACAGAUGGGUCCUGUCGGAGCUCCAGGAAGGCCGGGCCCACCUGGACCCCCUGGACCCAAAGGGCAGCCGGGUAACAGAGGACUUGGCUUCUACGGAGUGAAGGGGGAGAAGGGGGACAUGGGCCUGCCCGGGCCCAACGGCAGCCCCUCGGACAACGGCAUCCCCAUUGACGGGCCGACCAAAGACACCAUCCACCUGGACCAGUACAAGGGUGAAAAAGGCAUGGAGGGGGAGCCCGGCAGAAGGGGCGACUCCUUGAAGGGAGAGGAAGGCAUCGUGGGCUUCCCAGGAGCGCGGGGAACCUCCGGCUUCAACGGGGAGACGGGAGAGCCCGGGCAGAAGGGCUCCCGGGGACAGGAAGGCUUCCGAGGCACCCAUGGCACCCCCGGCCCCAAGGGAGAAGUGGGCGACCCUGGCCCCCCAGGACCCCCUGUCUACUCCCCUCAUCCGCCCCUGGCCAAAGGUGUCAAAGGAGACCAGGGGUUCCCAGGGGCUCACGGUGAGCCUGGCAGUCGGGGCCAGCCCGGAGACCAGGGCCCCCCAGGCCUCCCCGGCGCGCCCUUCAUCCAAGAAGACCAGAAGAGAGGCUUCCCCGGAGAGAUGGGACCCAAAGGCUUCCCCGGAGAGCCCGGCCCAUCAGCCUUCUUCCCCGGACCCCCCGGCAGAGACGGACAGCCUGGGCUCCAAGGCCCCCCCGGACCCCCAGGGCCCCCCGGACCAGACGGCUUCCUCUUCGGCCUCAAGGGAGCCCAGGGGCUGGAGGGCUUCCCUGGAGCCAACGGCAUCCCUGGGACCAGCGGGCAGAAGGGUUGGAAAGGUGACGCAGGUGACUGCAUGUGUGACGGACAGCAGGUCCUCAUGGGCUUCCCAGGGCUGCCGGGCCCCAAAGGCUUCCCAGGCCUCCAGGGGCAGGAGGGGCAGAAAGGGGACCAAGGGGACCCCGGGCAGCACGGCAUCCCAGGCUUCCCCGGCUUCAAGGGAGCCCCCGGCAAGUUCGGAGCCCCCGGUCCCAAAGGCGCAAAAGGGGACUCCAGGACGGUCACCGCCAAAGGGGAGCGUGGGCAGCCGGGCGUACCAGGGGUGCCCGGGCUGAAAGGCGGGGACGGCUUCCCCGGACGCGCUGGGCUGGACGGCUUCCCGGGACUGCCCGGGCCCCCGGGGGACGGCAUCCCAGGCCCCCCAGGAGACUCGGGCACCCCCGGGGCCACCGGCACCAAGGGCACGCCGGGAGAGAGGGGCCCCCCGGGCCCGGGCCUGCCGGGACCCAAAGGCCAGCAAGGCUUCCCCGGGGACGCUGGUGUCCCCGGCCUCCCCGGCUUCCCCGGCCCCCCCGGCCCCCCCGGAGCCCCAGGCACCAAAGGCCAGCCAGGGACACCCGGACCGUCCGGGGAUGACGGCGAGCCAGGACUCAAGGGCCUCCCUGGAGACCCCGGCCGGGAGGGCUACCCGGGACCCCCAGGAUUCGUGGGCCCCCGAGGAGCCAAGGGAGCCGCAGGCCUGCCCGGACCCAAGGGCCAUCCCGGACCCAGCGGCCUCCCGGGCCCCACCGGACCCCCCGGAGACAGGGGGCUCCCCGGAGAGGCUCUGGGCACCCAGCCCGGACCCCGCGGGGACGCUGGGCAGCCGGGACACCCUGGUCUGAGAGGCCCCCCCGGAGAGAGAGGUACCCCGGGAUUCAGAGGCAGCCAGGGCAUGCCGGGAAUGCCGGGCCUGAAGGGUCAACAUGGUCUCCCGGGCCCCCUGGGCCAGCCGGGCCUGCCCGGGCCUCCGGGACAACAUGGCUUCCCCGGGGCUCCCGGCCGAGAGGGGCCCCUGGGGCUGCCUGGAGUCACAGGUGUGGCAGGGCUGCCUGGUGACAGAGGAGAGCCAGGUGAUGCUGGUGCCCCCGGCCCCGUGGGCAUGAAGGGGACCCCCGGAGACCGAGGGACCCCCGGCUUCCUGGGCGAGCAAGGCCACCGCGGCAGCCCUGGCUUCAAGGGCAUGAGCGGCCUGCCCGGGAGUCCCGGGCCCAAAGGCGGCAGGGGCUCCCCCGGCAUGGACGGCUUCCAAGGCAUGGUGGGACUCCGGGGGAGGCCCGGCUUUCAGGGCGUCAAGGGAGAGGCCGGCGUCUUCGGAGCCCCCGGGCUGAAAGGACUGGCCGGGAAGCCAGGAGUCAAAGGCGGCCGAGGAGAACCCGGCCCCCCCGGCCCCCCCGGCCCCCCGCCCGAGGUCCUGCAGGGCAUGAAGGACAUGAAAGGAGAGAAAGGGGACGAGGGCCCCAUGGGGCUGAAGGGCCACCUGGGUCUGAAAGGUGUGGUGGGCAUGCCGGGAGUCCCUGGGGUGUCUGGGGUGCCAGGCUCGCCCGGGAGGCCCGGCCACGUGAAAGGCGUCAAAGGCGACGUCGGGGUCCCUGGCGUGCCCGGCCUGCCCGGGUUCCCAGGGGUGCCUGGCGCACCGGGGAUCGUCGGCUUCCCGGGCUUCACGGGAAGCAGGGGUGACAAGGGAGCCCCAGGAAGCGCAGGCUUAUACGGAGAGGUCGGCCCCACCGGGGACUUCGGUGACGUCGGAGACACCAUCAACCUGCCGGGGUCCCCAGGCCUGAAGGGGGAGCCGGGUGUCGUAGGGGCACCAGGUCUCAAGGGCUUCCUCGGCGAGAAGGGGACGGAAGGCCAGACCGGCUUCCCGGGGCUCACGGGCAUGACGGGCGCCCAGGGCCCCCCGGGGCUGAAGGGACAGACAGGCUUCCCUGGGCUGUCGGGGCACCGGGGGCCGCAGGGGGAGACCGGCCAGAGCGGAGAGCCGGGGGCCAAAGGGGACUCUGGACGGCCGGGGAGCCCGGGCCUCCCAGGCUUCCCAGGCCCGCAUGGUAUCAGUGGACUCCACGGCUUGCCAGGCAACAAAGGCUUCCCAGGGACGCCAGGCACGGACCUGCCCGGAGACCCUGGCCCCACAGGCCCCGCCGGCGAGAAGGGACAGGCGGGAGAGCCCAGCACGCUGCCAGGCCCCGUGGGCGCCCCAGGACCCAAGGGCGAGCGCGGCGCACCAGGUGAACAGGGCCCUGCCGGGAGUCCGGGACUCCAGGGGUUCCCCGGCAUCACCCCUGCUUCCAACAUCUCGGGGUCCCCCGGCGACCAAGGAGCACCCGGCAUAUUUGGACUGGAAGGCUAUCGGGGUCCCCCGGGCCUGCCCGGACCCGCCGCGCUGCCCGGAAACAAAGGAGAGGACGGACCGCAGGGCACCCCAGGGAGCCCCGGGACCAAGGGCUGGGGAGGGGACCCCGGACCCCAGGGCCGGCCAGGCGUGCUGGGUGUGCCCGGGGAGAGAGGACCCAGAGGUGAGCAAGGCUUCAUGGGAAACACCGGAGCCACGGGCAGCGUGGGUGACAGAGGCCCCAAGGGCCCCAAAGGAGAGCGCGGACAGCCCGGUGCCCCCGGCCCACUAGGGUCCCCCGGGAUCGCGGGGGUUCCCCAGAGGAUCUCGGUGCAGCCGGGCCCAGCAGGCCCCCACGGGCCGAGAGGCCCCCCAGGGGCGCAGGGAGAGACGGGGCCGCAGGGCCCUCCCGGAGAGCCAGGCUUCCGAGGGGCCCCCGGGAAGGCCGGGCCCCAGGGCCGAGGAGGGGUGUCUGCUGAGCCCGGAUUCCGCGGGGACCCAGGGCCUGUGGGCCACCAGGGCCCCACCGGCCAUGAAGGGGAGCCAGGCCGUCCGGGGGCUCCGGGGGUCCCGGGCAUGCCCGGCCGCAGCGUGAGCAUCGGCUACCUGCUGGUGAAGCACAGCCAGACGGAGCAGGAGCCGCCGUGCCCCGUGGGCAUGGUCAAGCUGUGGAGCGGCUACAGCCUGCUGUACCUGGAGGGCCAGGAGAAGGCCCACAACCAGGACCUCGGCCUGGCGGGCUCCUGCCUGGCGCGCUUCAGCACCAUGCCCUUCCUCUACUGCAACCCCGGCGACGUCUGCUACUACGCCUCCCGCAACGACAAGUCCUACUGGCUGUCCACCACCGCGCCGCUGCCCAUGAUGCCCGUGGCCGAGCGGGACAUCGCGCCUUACAUCAGCCGCUGCUCCGUGUGCGAGGCGCCCGCCGUGGCCAUCGCCGUGCACAGCCAGGACGCCUCCAUCCCGCACUGCCCCGCCGGCUGGCGCAGCCUCUGGAUCGGCUACUCCUUCCUCAUGCACACGGCGGCGGGUGACGAAGGCGGCGGCCAGUCCCUGGUGUCGCCGGGCAGCUGCCUGGAGGACUUCCGGGCCACUCCGUUCAUCGAGUGCAACGGGGCGCGGGGGACGUGCCACUACUACGCCAACAAGUACAGCUUCUGGCUGACCACCAUCCCCGAGUCCGACUUCCAGGCGGCGCCCGCGGCCGACACGCUCAAGGCCGGCCUCAUCCGCACCCACAUCAGCCGCUGCCAGGUCUGCAUGAAGAACCUGUGAGCCCCGCCCCCGCGCGGCCACGCCCCGGCCACGCCCCCGGCCCGGGCCAGUCACGCUCCCGCGCCGGGCCACGCCCCACACCCAGGCCACGCCCCCGGCCUGGGGACCAGUCGGGGCCUCCCUGCGGAAGGCCACGCCCCCGGGCCGGCCACGCCCAUCGCGGCCACGUGGGCCCUGUGACUGCGGGUCCCCCCGAGGCCACCCUGGGCCCCCGCCAGCAGGGUCCCUCACGGUGCUCUGGGGCGGCAGCGCCCCUCCUCACUGUCCCCAUGGACUUGCUGCCGCCCGUCCAUUCGAGGACCCAGUCGGCAGGCCCCCGCCUGCGUCCCCUUCGCGACCAGCUGUCCCCUCCCUGCCCGGUGGGGCAGGACCGGGGGCCUCCAGCCCCUCUGUCCUGUGGAGCGACCCUCAAUAAAGCCAUGUGGCCUUUCCA